AUGAAAUCUAAUCAUUAUCAAAAUAUUUUAAUAGUAUUGUUGAUUUUCUUAACAGGUUUAAAUCAAACUGAUCAACCAUCAUCGGAUCAUCAAUUAACAAAAUAUUUAAAUAUAACAUGUACUGAUUCGAAAUCAAUAGAAAAACAUCAUAAUUUAUCACCUCAAUCAACAAUUCAAUCAUUGGAUAUCACUAUAAAUGAAUCCAAAAAUUCACCAAAAUCAGAUAUAAAAUGUUCUAAUGAUAAAUUAAAACAAGAUUUCUCUCAAAUAAAAUUAUUAUCUAAUUCAUUUAAUACUAUCAUUAAUGAUAAGGAAAAUUUAAAUUAUUAUCAUCAAUAUAAUAAUAGUAAUAAUAAUAAUAUGAAUAUGAAUAAAUGUUUCGAUGUAACUGAUUGUUAUCAAUCCCAAGAAACUGAUCAUUUUUCAGAUUCAUUCAAUAGUUCCACUUCUUGUACAUCAACAUCUCAUUAUAUUCAAAUUCAAGAAGAUGGUAUAGAUAAUACUGAUAAAGAAGAACUUGAAAUUCGUCGUAAACGACGUAAACAAAUAUUACCACAACAGAAUUUUCAUUUUACUCCAGUUAUAACUAAUAAUAUGGAUGAUUUGAUGGAAAUUAAUGACAUAUCAAACGAAAAUGAUAUGACCAGAUUCAUAGAUUAUGAACUAGAUGACAGUGUAAGUUAUCAACCAAAAAUAAGAAAAUUAUCUAAAUCUUCAUCAAAAAACGAAGUGGAGCAUUUAGAAACUGAAGAAUUAGAAGAAGUAAAAGAAAAAGAACAUACAGAAGGGAAUAUAGAGAAUAAAGAUGUAGAAAUGAAUUCAGAUGUUCAAAUGAUUAACGCUGAUGAUGACCAUAUACUUAAUCAAACAGAUAAAUUAUUCAAUAAAAGUUUCUCUCCUACUAUUAACAUAAAUUCAGAAUAUAAUAAAUUAAUUAGUGAAUUAAGUCAAUAUGCUGUAGAAGCAUUUCGUCGAAGUUUAACAAAUCAAUCAACUAAAGUACAAAAAGGUUUAGAUAAUGAAAUGAAUAGAAACAAUUGUAGCGGUGAUAUCGAUGGCGGUAACACCACUACUACUGCUAUUAAUAAUAAUAAUAAUAACACAGAAGAAAGAAUUAUUGAACAAACAUUAUUAAAACUUGAACCACAUAUAUCUGAAUUAGUCGGUCAAUCAUUAAGAACAAGUAUUGAAACAAUAAAAAACGAAAUGUUAUCUAAUUUUAAAAGAAUCAAUAAUCAUUCAUCUAUGAAUCUAUUACAUAAUCAAUCUGAAAUUAAUGAAAAUAAUAAAACACUAGAAAUUAGAAAUCAAGAAAUAUUUCCUGAAACAUUUCAACAUUUCAAUGAUCCACAUAAAGAUGAUACUAAUUCUAAUGAAGAAAUGAAACCAAAUGAUUCAAUUGAAAUGGUACCUAUGGAAAAAAUGGAUCAUUUAACUAAUAAUUUAAAACAACAUUUACAUAAUACAACAAUAAAUACAAAUAAACAAAUGAAUAAUAAUAAUAAUAAUAAAAUAUUACCAUCUAAUAAUUUAGUGGAUCAAUCUAUAGAAAAUGAUCAAAUUUCUAUCAUAAAUAAUCAUUUAUCAAAUAUAGUAACUCAUUCAAAUGAUCCUAUUCAAUCAGCUUAUAAAACAUUACUGACAAAUAAUACAUUAAAAUUACCUAUAAAUAAUCUUACAUUCAAUUCAAUGAAUCAUAUGAAUCCAGCCUAUUCAACUUGUAAUAUUGAUCAUAAUGAUUCUAUUAAUAAUUGUAUAGAUACAAUUGAUUUUAAUAAACAAAUCAUACAUAGUAUCCAUGAAGAAAAAGAAAAAUCUUUACAAUUUCCUUCAUUUUUCACUAAUUUAAAUGAGAAUAAUAAUCAAAUAUAUUCAAGAAUUUCAUCUAAUGAUCUAUCUAUGAUUAAUACGAAUUCACCUCCGUCUUCAUCCCAAUCAGUUGACUAUAUUAAUUCUAACCAGUCAGUUGAUAUUAAUUCAUCUGAAAAUGUUACCUCAUCAAUGUUGACUAAUACUACCACUUCAACAUCUUCAUCGUGUGAUCCUGUAACGGCAGCGGCCGCCGCUGCUGCUUUAGUUAACGUCUUAGGAUUUCCAAUUCCAUACAGUUGGUCACCGAAAACAUUAACUGACAUGCAAGAUGCUUAUGGAUUACUAUCAAAUCCAUAUUAUCAUUGGCCGUGGAAACUUCUUAAUUCUUCUUAUGCAUCAAAAUAUUCUGAUCAAAAUACACUUCUUCAAUCUAGUUCACUAGUCAAUAAUACUAUGAAUAUUAUAAAGCAAUUGAAUAAAGUAAACCCGGUCUCAACAUUGAAUUCUUGUUUGAAAUCAAAAUUUCCAUUUAAUGACGAAAUAAACAAAACAAUAUAAUGAUGUUUAACGAUACAACUUCUUUGUCAACACAAGCAAUGUCAUCAGAUGAACAGGUGGAAGCUAUACCUUUAAUAGUAAGACCUGACAGAAAAGUAAAUAAAUCUGGUUCAGUCAUAAAUAGUAAUAGUAUCAUGUAUACCAGCUGUUCAUCAAAUUUGACAACUAGUACUAGCGUAACAACGGCACCAAUAACAAAUGAGGGUAAUUCAUUUCACGGACCAAAUAUUAGUCGCAGAAGACGCACUAAAGUUACUGACACACGUCUAAGUCAUUCACGUGUUUCACGUUAUCCAAAUAAUGCAUUUUCGAAUUGUACAACGACGAAUUCUGUCAUGCACCAAAACAAUCGACAUUAUCAUAACCAACCAAUAUCACAACAACAGUCACUUCUUCAAUCAACUUCAGACAUUAUUGACUUGGGGCAGGCAUUAAAUUUGGUCACAUCAACUUCGACAUCUUUUGGAUUGAGUGUGAACCAAAUGCAAACUGAUGAUAAAGAAUCCUUACUUAUAAGCCAAAAUCUUUUACCGGGUAUAAAUCAGGCUAAAUAUCGCAACACUGUUAUUUCUACCGGUACUUCUACUUGUAGUAUUAUUAACAACACGAGUAAUUUAAAAUUAGAUGAUUUCUAUUCUGCUAAGUAUCGAUCAGAAAAUCAAAUUCAUAGUGGUGGUAGUAAUAAUAGUAGUCCA
Messenger RNA from Schistosoma mattheei, 3065 nucleotides. The record is from the annotation of a GenBank genome assembly. Lineage: Eukaryota; Metazoa; Platyhelminthes; Trematoda; Strigeidida; Schistosomatidae.